Molecule: messenger RNA, 675 nt
Organism: Arachis ipaensis
Lineage: Eukaryota; Viridiplantae; Streptophyta; Magnoliopsida; Fabales; Fabaceae
Source: RefSeq, a predicted model, not a curated record
AUGCUGAAGGCAAAAUCUUCUCAUACAGAGGUGUUAGAAGAGGAAGAUGAGCCUGUGGUACUGACCAAGGAGUGCAGUGCCUUGGUUAAGAAGAAAUUUCCUCAAACGCUUUCGGAUCCCGGAAGCUUCCUAAUUCCCUAUACUAUAGGGACCAUCACCUUUGAGAAGGCACUAUGUGACCUUGGCUCAAGCAUCAAUCUAAUGCCUCUAUCUGUAAUGAAGAGGCUAGGAAUUUUAGAGGUGCAGCAUGCCAAGAUCUCAUUAGAGAUGGCAGACAAGUCCUUGAAAAUGGCAUAUGGCAUGGUGGAAAAUGUCAUAGUGAAGGUUGAAUACCUUUACAUCCCUGCUGAUUUUGUAAUCUUAGAAAAUAGGGAGGACAGAGAUGAAUCCAUCAUUCUUGGAAGGCCUUUCCUAGCCACUGCUAAGGCCAUUAUUGAUGUGAAAAAAGGAGAGCUAGUCUUGAGACUACAUGAGAAUUAUAUCUUGUUCAAGAUACCCAACCCUCAAUCUCCCUCUGACAGAGGUGGUACCAUUAUGCAACACAUAAUGUUUCAACCUUCCCUCUCAGUGCAGAGCUUUACAAAACCCCCAAACACCAACUCUAAGUUUGGUAUUGGGCAACCAUCAUCAAGCACAGGGAAGGAAGGAACUGAGAAGAAGCACUUAGAACAGUGA